Vicia faba (fava bean) is the source of this 363-nucleotide messenger RNA. The record is from the annotation of a GenBank genome assembly. Lineage: Eukaryota; Viridiplantae; Streptophyta; Magnoliopsida; Fabales; Fabaceae.
AUGUUAGAACUAUGCUUUGAGAACACUUUAUGGCUCGCCGAAAACACACUUGUGAGCGCCUCAAUUGCUUCACCAAAUCUCAUUGGAAACAGUUUAGAUCUUGCGGAAGAAAGCAACGAAGGAAGGCAGAAGCUUAAGUUGGUUAUGCUAUUAUGGAAUUAUUUUUCUGUUGUUUUUAUUGAUCCGAGAAGUUUACUUUCAAAUUGGAAGCCUACAAUUGAUAAGGAGAUAGGAAAGGUAGAUCCAUUAGUUGGUGCAGGACUCAUGAACGUGAUGUCUGAUCCGUCCAAUCAAAGGAUUUGGUACUGCAGAAGUUUAUCCAUCUCAAGUCGCCUUGAUGCCAUCGUUGAUCAGUUUGAUUGA